Ylistrum balloti is the source of this 3360-nucleotide messenger RNA. RefSeq lists its product as uncharacterized. Gene Ontology annotation, biological process: protein deubiquitination. The transcript has 18 exons. NCBI's taxonomy places the organism in Eukaryota, Metazoa, Mollusca, Bivalvia, Pectinida, Pectinidae. Gene Ontology annotation, molecular function: cysteine-type deubiquitinase activity; DNA binding. Bases 73 to 3360 code for a protein of 1095 amino acids. The record is from RefSeq and is a predicted model, not a curated record. Gene Ontology annotation, cellular component: nucleus.
UUUUCACUUACUAUGCAGAUAAAAGUUAAUUAGUAUAAUUGCAUAUUAUAUUCUUUUUCAGCAUCAUAAAAUAUGGUGCGUAAUAGAAAUAAAGAGGAUAGGAAAAUUGGAAAGACUACCAGUACUAAAAUGAAAGAGGCCGUUCAGAAAGUUAUAGGAGAACAAAGGAGUAUUAGAAAUGUCUGCAAGUCAUAUGAUAUUCAUUUUUCAACCUUGCGUCGUUAUGUACAGAGAGCACGGGAACAUGGAAACAGAGAAUCUAUGUCAUAUUCACCAAAUUACAGCUGCCGUCAGGUUUUUACUGAAGAAGAAGAAAUACUUCUACAGGAAUAUCUUAUCAAAGCCUCUAAAAUGCACUAUGGGUUGACACGACAGCAAGUGCGUGAAUUAGCAUUUGAAUAUGCAAAUCGCAAUGAUAAAGUAUUUCCGGAGUCUUGGAGGCAGAACAGACGUGCUGGUGAAGAUUGGUUUGCUGGGUAUAUGAAAAGGUAUCCUAACCUGUCCUUACGUCGUCCAGAAGCAACCAGCUUAUCGCGUGCCACAAGUUUCAACAAGAAAAAUGUAAAAGACUUCUUUGAUAACCUGGAGAAAGUAAUGAAGGAACAUAAUUUCAGUCCAACUGACAUAUACAAUUCAGAUGAAACUGGGUGCACAACCGUUCAGAAAGUUGGAAACACUAAAGUAGUUGCUUGUACAAGUGAAAAACAAGUUGGCAAAAUCACUUCGGGAGAAAGAGGAACAUUAGUAACAAUGCUUGGCACAAUAAAUGCUGCUGGGAAUUCAGUACCGCCAUUCUUGGUAUUUCCUCGUGUGCAUUUCAAACAAUCCAUGCUAUAUGGAGCUCCGCCUGGAACUGUUGGUGUAGCAAAUCCAUCAGGAUGGAUGACCUCAGAGAACUUUACUGUAUAUAUGCAACACUUUAUUAAGGCAACCAAAUGCUCGAAAGAGCGUCCUGUUCUGUUGAUAUUAGAUAAUCAUGAAUCUCAUAUAUCAAUUGAAACAAUUGUCCUUGCCAAGGAUAAUGGUGUUACUAUGUUAACACUUCCGCCUCACUGUAGUCACAAAAUGCAGCCCCUAGACCGUUCUGUGUAUGGUCCUUUCAAGAGCCUCUACACCAAGGCAGCAAAUGAUUUUAUGAUAAGUCAUCCUGGCCAGCCAAUCACAAUUCAUAAUGUAAGUCAGAUUAUCGGCAAAGCUUACCCACUGGCAUUUACUCCAAGGAAUAUCAAUUCCGGAUUCAAAGUAUCUGGUAUCCAUCCUUUUGACGCCAACAUCUUCAGUGAUGAAGAUUUCAUGUGCUCAUACGUAACAGAUAGGCCAAUAACUGAAAACGUGAAAGACAUUGAAGGAACCAUCGUUGAUCAUGUUGUUUCAGCUUCCUCAUCAGUUAACCCUAAUGUGUCAACUUCCACAAAUGUUGAACCUGUUGCAUCAACAUCUACCAACACUGAUCUUGUUGCAUCAAUUUCGACAAACGUUGAUUUUGCUCCGUCAGCUUCCGCCAACGUUGAUCCUGUGACUUCUCCCCAUGCCAACACUCUAGCAGCAAAUUUAAUCAGUUCUGAUUCUGGUUCAAUGUCGUCUGAAAAUAGGAUAUCUAGAGAAAAAAUACAGGCAGUUGUUUUACCAGAAGAAAUAAGUCCCUUUCCAAAGGCGCCACCAAGGAAAGGUAGAGGAGGUCAAAAGAAAGGAAAAACUCUAAUUCUUACGGACACACCAAAAGAUAGUCAAGGUGAUUCAAGUUCAGAAGAGGAAGUUAACGAAAAAAACAUUUGUGACGAUGACGAUGAUUCCUUUGAAUAUGACGAAUCUGCUGAUUCUCUCGUCCCUGAGGAUUUUGUCAUAGGAUCCAUACCAACGAAAAAACAUGCGAAACCCGACGUGAACAGUGACAACAUUAAGGCAUCGUUUCAAGGAGAGGAUAACACCAAAUCUUCCUUACAAGGGGCAAUCACCAAUCCGUUGUUACAUCCAGGAAAUUGCAACGGAGGAAACCCUGAAAAUGAAACAAUAGAUGUGUACAAUGGAUCAAUUAGCGCAGAAGAUCAGACACAAAACAAUGAGGAUCGAGAAAAUAAAAAGUUAUUAAGUCUCCUUUCACUGCAAGAAUCGGACUCUGGUGCAACUCAUUUUAAACAGAAAGAAGAACGAACUCCUACGGAACAAGAUCACAGAGACUUGAAGCCUUUUGUGAAAAAAACAUCAACUUCACCAAAAGAAGACAAUCCUUCGAGCAAAGAUUAUGAACAAAAUACGGAUUAUUGGGAGAAUAUUCAGCAAGUUGACCAAGGAAACGACACCGCUGACACAGGCUCACAAGAACCCAGUGGUAAUAAUAGCAAUGCGAGGAAAUUAAACGGUAAUGCAGACAAAAGCGAUGGAAAUCUGAUCAAAGGCCUUCCCAAUAUACAAGCAAGUUCCUGUUAUAUCUCAUCAUUGAUUCAGGUCUUGGCACAGACACCUGGUUUCAUCGACAAACUUUUUACAACCAGACAGAACUGUCACGUGGCCGAGACUUUAAUCAAGCUGUUUGUGGAGAUUAAUGAUAUACAACAUGAUAGUUGCUAUAAAGAAGAGGAUUUAUAUAACCUUGUGUCCGAACUACAGAACUCGAUGUCUAAAAGAGAUGAAUGUUACCAAAGUGGAAACCAAAAUGACUGUCACUCUUUAUACCUCAGUUUGCUGAGUGCAUUGGACGAAGAGAUCGAAGGAUGUACAUCCUUGUUCGACGCGCAUGCGCGACAAAUAUUCAGGUAUUCGACGUGCGACCACGUUGAAGAAUGCCCGCCGGAGUGUACUAGAUCACUGCUUUUGACUGUUGAUGACAAAUAUUGUUCCGUUAAUGAGAGUAUCAAGCUUUUAGAUGAGACUGUGGCCUUUCACGACGCCCAAGUACCAUGUAGGACAUGUUUGAAAGAGGAGAAACACUAUGAAGACACUAUCACAUUUAAACACUUCAUCAUAGAAAGCCCAGCACAAAUACUUGUUCUACAGCUCUCCAGGUUUAAACAGGAUGUGUUUUCAACGGACGAACCACACGGAAGGCUGUACAAGUACGCGGGCAACGUUAUGUACCCUACAGAGCUAACCCUUUUAGUCAGCAAACAGGGACCGUCCGGCAGGGAAUGUGCACGUGUAUGGUACGAGUUAUAUGGAGUUAUCUGUCACGAGGGAGAUCUUGAUCAAGGACAUCAUUGGUGUUACGUAAAGAAGUACGGAUGGAACCCGGAUCAUCUGUACCUUUGGCACCUGUGUGCCGACUCCUAUGUCAGAAGACUAGAAAUUGAUGAAGAAUGGCCUAACUCACCAUUCGCUUAUCUAUUAUUCUACAAGCAAAUACAAUCAACUCAAAAAAACUAA